CCAAUCUGAGGCGCCAGCCGGGCACUGGAAGAAGGCAGAGGGUCGGCACUAGUGACACACUCGCGCAGCCCACGCGUUCUGUUCUCUCCAACUGACUCCCCGCCUACGCCGCAGCAGCAUGGACGCUCCGAAGCAGGUGGUCAAUUUCGGGCCCGGGCCUGCCAAACUGCCACGAUCGGUAUUGUUAGAGAUACAAAAAGAACUAUUAGACCACAAAGGCAUUGGGAUUAGUGUUCUUGAAAUGAGCCACAGGUCAUCAGAUUUUGCUAAGAUUCUUAACAACACAGAGAAUCUUGUGCGGGAACUGCUAGCUGUUCCAGACAACUACAAGGUGAUUUUUGUGCAAGGAGGUGGGUCUGGCCAGUUCAGUGCUGUUCCCUUAAACCUGAUUGGACGGAAAGCUGGAAGAUGUGCCGACUAUGUGGUGACAGGAGCUUGGUCAGCAAAAGCUGCAGAAGAGGCCAAGAAGUUUGGGACUGUGAAUAUUGUCCACCCUAAACUUGGGAGUUACACAAAAAUUCCAGACCUGAGCACCUGGACCCUCAGCCCUGAGGCCUCCUAUGUGUAUUACUGCGCUAACGAGACUGUGCACGGCGUGGAGUUUCACUUUAUCCCUGACGUCAAGGAUGCGGUGCUGGUUUGUGACAUGUCCUCAAACUUCCUAUCCAAGCCAGUGGACGUUUCCAAGUUUGGGGUGAUCUUCGCCGGUGCGCAGAAGAACGUCGGCUCCGCGGGGGUCACGGUGGUGAUCAUCCGCGAUGACCUGCUGGGCUUCGCCCUCACGGAGUGCCCGGCCGUGCUGGAGUACAAAGUGCAGGCCGCAAACAACUCCUUGUACAACACUCCUCCCUGCUUCAGCAUCUACGUCAUGGGCUUGGUCCUGGAGUGGAUUAAGAACAACGGUGGUGCAGCAGCCAUGGAGAAGCUUAGCUCCAUCAAAUCUCAAAUGAUUUAUGAUGUCAUUGAUAAUUCGCAAGGAUUCUAUGUAUGUCCAGUGGAGCCCCAGAAUAGAAGCAGGAUGAAUAUUCCAUUCCGCAUUGGCAGCGCCAAAGGGGACGAUGCCUUAGAAAAAAGGUUUCUCGAUAAAGCCCUUGAGCUCAAUAUGAUCUCCUUGAAAGGGCAUAGGUCUGUGGGAGGCAUCCGGGCCUCUCUGUAUAAUGCCGUCACGAUUGAGGACGUGCAGGAGCUGGCAGCCUUCAUGAAGAAAUUUUUGGAGAUGCAUCAGCUGUGAAUACAUCCUCUCCGACAUACACUGUACCCCCGAACCAUGUCUAAAUUUGAAAGUAACUCGAUGGCUUCAAAAACUUAACCGUGGUAUUUUUCUCAAAGGAACAUGCUUAUUGUAGAUUUUUCUUUUGUUUUUCGAAGAACAGCAAGAUAUCCACAGCUCUGCAAAGCUCGUGGAACAGACACCUUAAUUUUGACUGGAACCAGAAGCUUUUAAAAAAACCUUUAGCUUUUCUAAUGAUUCCAGCUUAUGUUAAUGUCUUUGCUGCUGCUUUUUCUAGCUAGAUCUCAGUAUUCAGACUUGCCUGUGGACUUACACAAAGUAUUAAUGUUUCAAAUUUGUAGCAUUGAGGGUGGGUGAGGUUCCUUAGGUGCUGAAUUUGCUCCUUUCCAAAAUGACAACAGCAGGGGCUCCUGGGUCCUACAAUUGUUAAUUCAGGUCAUCCUUGACCACGUGGUGAGUGUUUAGGAGUUCUAGGCUAAAGGGCCAGUUAGAGAUCUUUAUACUGUUACUCUCAUAAAGAGAUAAAAAUGACAUACCAUAUGUUUAUACAGCAAGCUCUGUUUUUAAUACCAAAUAGUUUAUAUCUCUAUACAUUUAUAUUUCUAAUGAUGUAGUACUCAGUAAUAUAUGUAGAGACUUUGGGAAUUUGUUAGAAUCCUGCAUCAUAUAUAGCAGUAUAUUUUCAAUGGUUUUGUCUCUUUCCUUCCUUUUGAAGCUGCUUCAAAAGAUUUAGAGGCUCCCCAAUUCACUUUUAUUUUCCUUUCAGUAGGUAGAAGAGAAGGAUGGUUGGUUGGUGCUUUACUUCUCAGUUAUGCUGUUAAACUAAAAAAAUCUCUGUUAAACUUCCUUAUCCUUUGUUCACUUGA
Molecule: messenger RNA, 2097 nt
Organism: Phyllostomus discolor (pale spear-nosed bat)
Lineage: Eukaryota; Metazoa; Chordata; Mammalia; Chiroptera; Phyllostomidae
Product: phosphoserine aminotransferase
Exons: 9
Coding region: 119-1231 (370 amino acids)
Biological process (GO): L-serine biosynthetic process
Cellular component (GO): cytoplasm
Molecular function (GO): pyridoxal phosphate binding; O-phospho-L-serine:2-oxoglutarate transaminase activity
Source: RefSeq, a predicted model, not a curated record